GCCAGCAUCCACAGCGGCCUCCAAAAUCCGACUUUGGCCUCGGCGACGCCUGCACAUCGAAUCCGAUCCAUCAACCGCUGCCUCUGCUGAUCAACCUGCCCCUGCUGCUCACACUCUUCCAAGCACCCCCCCCCCAGAGCCGUCUCACCGCAUGUCGACAGCCACAGAAAACGACGCUGAGGGCACCGGCGGCUACAAAGCCAAGAGCGCCGUCGACGCCCAGAAGGAUCAGAUCGAGAGGCUGAUGAAGCGGGUCGAUAGGGACAUUGAGAUCAAAGUUUCCAAAGAAAAGGAAUACAAGGGCCCCAAGGACUUUGUCAGAAACGUCACCGGAUCCAGCGCCGGUGCAGGCAGUGGCGAAUUCCAUGUCUACCGAGCGUUGCGAAGAAAGGAGCAGUUUCGGAUGAAGCUUCUCGACGAGAAGGAGCGACAGGAGCUGGAGAAUAAAGAGUUUCACGAACAAUGGGACUCCAUCCGACAGAAAGAAGACGAAAAGACGGCCAAGAACCGAGAGAAGCGAAACAGACGCAAGCAGAAUCAGCGCCACAAGCAGAAGCAGACCGGAAAGAGUCAAGACGAAGGCAACGGCGCCCAAGAUGCCAAAGCCAACCAGAGCGACGACGAGGCAGAGGAGCGUGCCGAUACGGAAGCGAAAAAGAUCAAGCUCCAGACCAGCGACUGACCCGAUCGAAAGUCUGGAUAUGGUGGCCCGAAGACCAGAGGCGUGUUUGAUUUGCAGCGGCUGUUUUGAUAUGAGCCUGUGGACAGCCAGAGACGUUGUUGUUUGACACCGAGGUCGUCGAAUGGCAUCUAUCCUCGAAGAAUACCGACAGUGAAUGACCAGGCCCUGACGAUCGACACAACCCUGGGACGAACAACAAAUGUCUGCAUGCACAUUCUGAGUGGCCCGCCGAUCCUCCACCGGUCUGUCGCCAACGACUGCUUGCCACCAGCGAUGUAGCCAAACAGACAUCCAAUUCGAUUUGAACACGGACGACCGAUACGAUGUGA
Messenger RNA from Polychytrium aggregatum, 1011 nucleotides. RefSeq lists its product as uncharacterized. Gene Ontology annotation, molecular function: double-stranded RNA binding; protein kinase binding; protein kinase inhibitor activity. The coding region runs from base 152 to 682 and encodes 176 amino acids. Gene Ontology annotation, biological process: negative regulation of protein kinase activity. The record is from RefSeq and is a predicted model, not a curated record. The transcript has 3 exons. Gene Ontology annotation, cellular component: nucleolus. NCBI's taxonomy places the organism in Eukaryota, Fungi, Chytridiomycota, Chytridiomycetes, Polychytriales.